CAAGACUCCCGUGCGGUUGCGUGAUGCCCCUGCUCCCCUUCGUCCCUACCCAGCACCGCCACACCCCGCCUCCCUGGCGGCUGCCGCAUGUCGCCAAUCCCUAGCUGCGGCCGUGCGCCCCUGUUUCCGGGGCGCAGCACCGCCGCUGCAGGCUCGCAUGGAGGCCACGCAUCACCCGGACGCCAGGGACCUACGCAGCUCCGAGUGCCACGGUUGGCCGCGCGUCGCCAUGGCUUCGCCCUCCGAGUCGUCGCGUUCGAUGCCGCUGGUCCAAUCAAGCACCACCACGACGAUCGCUUCGACAAGAUGACUCCGCUUCGCCGAUCCCGGUUACCGCCCGCCCGAGCUCCGCCGUCCGCGAGCAGCACCUGCACUGGUUGCCGCCGGCCAAUUUCAGGAGGCGUGUCCGCCAUGGACGUUUGGUUCUCGAGCCUUUGCAAAAGCACCCUCCAGCAACUCGAUCUGAUCCUGCCCUCUCGUCAAAUUAAGGAACGCAGUUCGAGAGCUGUGAAGAUGAAGAUUGAGAUGCAAAAAGCAAGUGUUGAUGACUCUGAGCAGUUAUUAUCUGGCUUUAAGAGAAGACAAAGCUGCUUGAAGUUUGCUGAAGAUGUUGCUGAGUUCUAGGCGCAUGCAACCCCGGUCGAUUGCCUGUGAAGUGUGGAGCCGUUGUUUUUAAUUGAAGCUGUGUAUCUCUGAUAGUUUUUUUAAUUGUUGUAAGUCUCUUUUACAUGACAUUAUUGCACAUUUUGCCAUUAUGACGUCACUAUAUGUAUGGAACUUGAUCCUGACAUACAUGUAGUUAUGCAUUCGUUUUUUUUAAA
Molecule: messenger RNA, 821 nt
Organism: Panicum virgatum (switchgrass)
Lineage: Eukaryota; Viridiplantae; Streptophyta; Magnoliopsida; Poales; Poaceae
Exons: 4
Coding region: 88-624 (178 amino acids)
Source: RefSeq, a predicted model, not a curated record